This is a messenger RNA of Ananas comosus (pineapple), 1265 nucleotides long. RefSeq names its product anthocyanidin reductase ((2S)-flavan-3-ol-forming). Gene Ontology annotation, molecular function: oxidoreductase activity, acting on the CH-OH group of donors, NAD or NADP as acceptor. The transcript has 6 exons. The record is from RefSeq and is a predicted model, not a curated record. Bases 120 to 1130 code for a protein of 336 amino acids. NCBI's taxonomy places the organism in Eukaryota, Viridiplantae, Streptophyta, Magnoliopsida, Poales, Bromeliaceae.
CUCUCUCUCUAUAUAUAUAUAUAUAAGGACACUCGCUACUCACUACUCGCUACUCGCUUCUCGACCAAAAGCUAAGAUCAAAGAGCUGCUGUUCAUCUUUGAAAAGGAAAAAACACACUAUGGCGAUGCAGAAGGAGACGAAGAGGGCGUGUGUGACCGGAGGGAGCGGAUACAUUGCGUCGGAACUCAUCAAGCAACUGCUGUUGAAAGGCUACGGUGUCAAAACAACUGUUAGAGACCCUGAUAACGCGGCGAAAAUCUCUCAUCUUGAAGAACUGCGAGGGCUCGGAGCCCUCCAAGUUUACAGAGCAGAGUUGGCUGAAGAAGGCAGUUUUGACGAAGCAGUCGCCGGUUGUGAGUACGUCUUCCUCGUAGCCGCUCCGGUGAAUGCAUUCUCUGAGAACCCUGAGGAAGAGCUAAUCAAACCUGCAAGCAAAGGAACCUUGAAUGUGAUGAAAUCAUGCGUGAAAGCAAAAUCCGUAAAGCGCAUUGUUUUAACUUCAUCCGCUGCGGCGGUUUCGCUCACGCCACUUGAAGGAAUUGGCCAUGUCUUAGAUGAGGAAUCGUGGUCCGACAUCGAGUAUCUUCAGACGGAGAAGCCGCCGAGUUGGGGAUAUGCAGUCUCAAAGGUAGUUGCAGAGAAGGAAGCAUCAAAAUUUGCACAAGAGAAUAACAUCAGCCUUGUUACUGUUCUUCCUGUCCUCACCGUGGGCCCCUCACUAAUCGCGGAAGCCCGGGUUAGCCUUGCCCUCAGCUUAGCCUUAUUAUCCGGAAAUGAAGAACUGAUCAAUGGGUUGAAGAUCAUGGAAACACUCUCAGGUUCAAUUUCACUGGUACAUGUUGAGGAUGUCUGCAGGGCUCACAUCUUCGUCGCUGAAUCUCCAUCGGCAUUGGGCCGUUAUAUCUGCUGUUCAGUGAACACUGGUCUGGUCGAGCUCGCAAUCUCCCUCCAACAGCGAUACCCGCAAUACAAAGUGUCUACUGAUUUUGGGGGCCUUCCUGCGAAGGCCAGGUUGAGUCUCUCCUCGGAGAAACUGCUUAAAGGAGGGUUUGAGUUCAAGUUCAAGAAGCUAGAAGAGAUUUAUGAUGACGUUGUUGAAUAUGCGAAAGCGAAAGGCUUGUUGCCUUGAAUGAUUCAUAUCCUUCAUUAGCCUAUUACAGCUGAGCUGUGGAAGCUGAAUAAAUAGAGGGUUGUGUGCCUUUACCUUCGCCAUGACUUUGUUGUUGAGAUCCGUUUUACUUGAUUUUAUCCUUUUCGAUGUUAA